CUCUGGAAUUUUCUAUUUAAAUUGCAGCAAUGAGGGAUACUGUCAUUCUGAAUGGGUUUGCAAAAUAUUGAAAAUAUUUUAAGUGUUUGAUCAACUUUCUGGUAUCACUGCAUUUUGAAAUACUAAUUUUCCCCGUGUUGUCUUUGCAGUUGUUAGGAAACUUUCUCCAGUGGUAUGGAAUCCUUUCAAACAAAACUCUCCAGGAGCUGUCCAUAGAUGGGCUGCUAAAUAGAUACAUUCUUAUGGCUUUUCAAAACUCAGAGUACGGAGAGGACAGCAUCAAGAAAGCUCAAAGUGUAAUUGCUUGUUUUCCUAAACAAUGGUUCACUAAUUUAAAAGGAGACAAGACUAUUUCUCAGCUAGAAAAUUUCUGUAGAUAUCUUGUUCACCUGGCUGAUACAAUUUACAGAAACAGCAUUGGAUGCUCUGAUGUAGAGAAGAGAAAUGCAAGGGAGCACAUCAAGCAGAUCAUAAAACUCCUAGCAAGUAUCCGAGCCCUGGAUCAUGCUGUUACAGUUGCAAACGAUCACAACGUAAAAGAGUUAAAGAUUUUAAUAGAAGUAAAAUAGACUUUUCCCACAACUCAUUCUGAGCUUUAAAACCAUUCCUGAUGUGUAAUUUAUGUACAUAUGUAAAGUUUCUUAAACUGUAAAGUAUUGAUCUUUGUUUUAAUACAAAGUGCAUUCUUAUAUACAGCAUCCUGAAAAAAUAAAAACUAUUGACUUCAUUGAAAACAAAAAUGGAAUCCCAAGAUUGUCAUCUUUCUGGAAAUCAGAUUUUCCUUCAAGUUUUCUCAGAAUCUUGUUUACGAAAAUACUUUGUGCCCAUGAUUAGUGGUCAUCUACUCCUGUUGAUUGUUCCAUGGUUAACUGGAAUGUGUAUAAUAUAUUCUGUGUAAUGCAAAGUAUGCAUAUAUGCCACCAUGUUGCUUUCACACUGGAUAUAGAGAUGCAUUGUUGGAAUAAGCUUUUCAUUUGCUGAAAAAAGUACUUAUUUUGACAAUAAAAUGAUCGUAUUGUUGGUCAAAAGGGCUGGUAAAACAUUAAAAUGUGUGAAAACCAGGAGAGACACACUGAAAUGGAACCUGACCUGUUAAAAGCAGCUGUGC
Acanthisitta chloris (rifleman) is the source of this 1108-nucleotide messenger RNA. Its product is annotated as PAX3- and PAX7-binding protein 1-like. The record is from RefSeq and is a predicted model, not a curated record. Bases 243 to 569 code for a protein of 108 amino acids. Gene Ontology annotation, cellular component: nucleus. NCBI's taxonomy places the organism in Eukaryota, Metazoa, Chordata, Aves, Passeriformes, Acanthisittidae. Gene Ontology annotation, molecular function: DNA binding. Gene Ontology annotation, biological process: mRNA splicing, via spliceosome; positive regulation of transcription by RNA polymerase II. The transcript has 3 exons.